AUGGCUCAAAACGGCGCUGAAGAGCAUGAACAUGCAGUGACUUUAUUAUACCAUAGUGGUCACGUCAUAGCUGUUAUACCUCAGACUCUCGUAUACGGAAUAUAUGCUGUCUUGGUCCCCGUUUCUUCCUAUGUCAUGCUCCGUAGAGGACUUGCGACAAGGGCACGAAAGAUCCUGUUUAGAAUAUCGAUUUUCAUGUUCUUACUUUCGACAGUGUACUGGAUUGCCUCGGUUUCAACAUUGAUCCAACUGAUCCAAGUCUGGUUCCUUGCUUCCGAUCCUGAUGCCCACAGCGCACCAAAUUAUUUACCCAUCUUGAAUGCCUUGGCCUUAGUAAACUACAUCAUAACUGACGGAGUAGUUGUCUGGCGUGCAUGGGUUUUAUGUUCGGGCGAUGGUACGAAGGCCUUAACUAUGUGUCUGUUCAUGCUCGGCCUCGCUACAGUCUCCGUGACUGCAACAAUCGUUAUUCGCAUUGCCCUCAUGGUAAUUGAUACCCAAGUUGGGGAGCUGUUCAACCAGCUGAAUCACGGCAUCAACGUUACGCAGGUGGCAACUUUGGUGUUAUCUCUUCUCACAAACUCACUAGCCACGUUCUUGAUAUCUCUGAAAGCUUGGAGAAGUCGAACUGAGAUCCGAAAUAACUUGGAUUCCGUUGUUGACAGACAUUCAAGAGCCGGGAAAAUAUUCGCACUUCUCGUUGAGACGGGUGUUAUCUAUUCGCUGUCCUGUGUCCGGUACCUCCGUUUACAAAAGAAAAUUUAUACUAAUGUAGACUCCAUACAGCUUACCGUGCUCGUAUCUACAUUCGUGCAUCUGAAAGAAGGGACGCUUGGCGACUUGUAUACGCCGGCUAGCACUCAGUUUGCAGGGAUAUAUCCGGUCGUCGUCCUCCUCCUUAUCACGCAAAACAACACCCUGGACAGAACAGUCCAGGCAUUUGCGUCCGGUUUGGAGGAGACUGACUUUCAUCACGCUAGGCAGUUGGACACUAUGCGCUUUCAACGUGGAUCUGUGAUAUCCUCAGAAACCCAGACGAAUGACAACAGUUAUUGGUACAGCCGAAAACCCGGGAAUGAUCUGAGUGGGCUUCCACAGAUCCCGUCUCCAAGUCUUACAUGGGGAGCUGGUACAGAGAGUGUGUGA
Molecule: messenger RNA, 1146 nt
Organism: Lentinula edodes (shiitake mushroom)
Lineage: Eukaryota; Fungi; Basidiomycota; Agaricomycetes; Agaricales; Omphalotaceae
Exons: 7
Coding region: 1-1146 (381 amino acids)
Source: RefSeq, a predicted model, not a curated record